Rubroshorea leprosula is the source of this 678-nucleotide messenger RNA. Lineage: Eukaryota; Viridiplantae; Streptophyta; Magnoliopsida; Malvales; Dipterocarpaceae. The record is from the annotation of a GenBank genome assembly.
CUUAUUAGAUAGACAUAUGGCAAAGUAAUCUUGGCUUGGUGAGUGGAAACAAACUGCUCCUGCAUUUGACGCCUUUCUUUGUUUCUCAGAAGAGAGCAUGAGAGUUGCAACCCGCUUUGUUUCUCCAGUGAAGUUGCACCAUGUCAAUUAUAAGCCAAGAUUGAGGAGCUGUUAUAAAGAGCUUGAGUUAUUGUGUUUAUCAUUUUCUGUCUGAAAUGUCUAGGGGAAUAUUGCAGCAUAGUUCUUAUUAACUGUCUCAUUUCAGGAAUGCGGGUGGACAUACAUUCUUUGAGGUCUGACUCAAUUUGAAAGUUGAGGAGUUAACAUACUUUUUGGUGACUACAUGGCAUAAAUUGCCAUCAAAGGUUUAUAACUUUAUAUAACUUUAUAAUACAAACUUCUUUUCUGGGUGUCAAUAUUCCUGUUUGUGGGUCAGGGACCAAUUACCAACCUCUACGUAGAGGUGCUCACUAGAGUUGAUCUGAUAUUAACUGGAAAGUUACUGUUGAAUACACUGGAGUAUAGAAUUUUUGUAUCUUGGUGAGGUAGAGGAAUAGUUCUUUUCGUUUUUGAUAAUCUUUUAUGUACUUCAGACUGGAGAACAUUUUACUUAUAUAUAUUUGGGAGAUCAUAUGUAAGAGCAUGCACAACGGCGGAUAAUAAAAGGGUUCUUCUUGG